AGCGAAUAUUUCCACGUUUUGAAUUACCCAGCUACGUUGUAAUCGGUUGUGACUGGGUCAAAUUAGCGAGUCCUCUGCUACUGUAGUGAACGAUCGUGAACAAUCGUGAACAUCGUGAAUAAUUGGACUGAUUUGCCAGUACUUCGUGCCAGUAACUACCUCUUCGCGUUUAGAUGUCGUACCUAUGUUUCACGUUUCUCUAUUCCAGUUUCACCCCUCUGGUUAUCGCUGUGCCUAGGGGCCCCAAGUGUGCCUAGUGCUGCCUAGUGACAAGAUGGCCGAGAUGGCUAACGUGGUCUAGGUUGGUUCGCGAACGAAGUGUGAAUGAACAUACACUAGUCUCUCCGAAAUACUGUAUUAACUCCCUCAUAACCAACUUCUUAUCAGUUGUGGUGGUGACGACGUAGCGUGAAUAAAAAUUAUAACAACAGAUAUAAAUUCUCCAUGGAUAAGAACGGAGCGUUGUUACAAGACAUUCAAAAUUUCACUAACUGCAGUAAAUUUAAUUUUGUAUCGAUUAAGGAAGAACCCCCGGAAGAUAUCUGCAGUGAAUCCGAUCUAACACAUUUUGAGAACUCAGAAAUAAAAUUUCAAGUACAUUCAGAAGACGGUCAGCAAAUAUGCAGUAUGAGACCAUUGGAUAUCUUGAAAGAAGAAUCAGAAGAGGAUCUUAGUGACAAAGUGAAAAAUGAAGUGGAUGAAACUUUCGAAAUCCAAGGUGAUGUGCCAAUAAAAAGUGAACCACCUGAAGAGCUCACAGUAGAGUUGAACCCAGAUCAAGUACAGGAUUCUGUAAAAAGUGUUUCUCCAAAACAUGAAACAUCGGACCAGCAGCACGGGGAAUUCUUCUGCCAGUUAUGUAACAAGAAAUUUAGUCGAAAGUGUGGCCUGGUAUCACACAUGCUUAUUCAUGAAGGAGUCAAGCCUUUCAAGUGUGAGGUGUGCCAAAAGGCGUUUAUCCACAACUAUCAAUUGACAAAGCAUGCACGGAUUCACAGUGGUGAACGACGUUAUAGUUGUGACAUCUGUGGGAAACGUUUCCUGCACAAUGAUGUGGCCAGACACAAGCGUGUUCAUCACUAUGACAGAGAACUGCAAACAGAACAGAAACCAUAUGGCUGUCCCUAUUGUGGCCGUUCCUUCGCUCAGAGCUCUGCACUGCAUAGUCAUCAGAAGAUGCAUCUUGGAGUGAAAGACCAGGUGUGCCAUUUGUGCGGGAAAGCCUUCACAGAACACAGUGGGUUGGUUCGACAUUAUAAGACACACUCUGGGAUGAAAGAUCUGUUGUGUGCAGAGUGUGGAAAGCAGUUCUCGAAUAAGACAUGUCUAAGGAUUCACAGCCGUGUACAUACGCAUGAACGUCCCUAUAAAUGCAGAGAAUGUAACAAAACCUUUUCACAGAACUCUGCAUUGUACUACCACAAGAGAAUUCACACAGGACUGAAACCGUUUGAGUGUAAUGUCUGUCAUCGCACAUUCCACGUGAAACAUAACCUCAAGACUCAUAUGGUGCGGCAUGUUGGGGACAGAAAGUUCAGGUGCAGACUUUGUCCAAAGGCUUUUGCCCUUGCUCAGGUGUGUGCCCGGCAUGAGAAGACCCACAAGAAAGAUCGCACAGAGUUCUGCGAAAUAUGUGGGAAAGGGUUCCCAGAUCAGUAUAAACUUAAACUUCAUAUGAAAAGGCGAUGCUGCCUCAGAUAAAUAUGAAUACCUUAGAAGCAGACAACUUGAUUAUGGAAACAUUGUCACAAGAUUAUCCUGAUGUGAGAGCUCAGUUACUUCAAAGACUAAAUAAGAGGCUUUCACACCAACCGUUCACUCUGAACCAUGGGACACAUUAUGGUGUAAACUAUGAGCGAGAUAUCACAAUUUAUGAAUGUAAAUUUGAAAAAAAGUUGUCUAUGACAACAAGACCGAAUUUUGAAGUAGAAAGGAUGUCUCAGAAUUAAUGUUGGCCAGUGAUUGACAAAGCCUUGGAAUUCAGGUGCUACCAGAAUUUAGGUGUGUAUGAGGAAAACCAUGUAAACACCAAUGUAAAGAUGAAAAUGACAAUGAUGCAGUGAGAGUUUUAAAACAAAAGUUACCCUCAUUUUAUGUAUAACUCGGAGAUGGCACUAAGGCUCCAGGUAGUACCAUUCAUAGUGUACAAGAUCACUUGGCUGACAGAUCUUUUAUAACAGGAGAAAUCUGAUAUAAAAUAACAAGAAUCGUACUUUGUGUCAUACAUUUUACCUGAUUCAGAACAUCUUAAUGCAUAAAUGAUGGAUAUUCUUUUUCAACUGCGUGUUACUGUAGCUUGGUGGGAAUAAUGAUUUCUCAUCCAAAAAUAUUAUGAAUUGUGCUGAGUACAGUAUUGUGGUGUAUAGACCCGUUGCUAAGCAGUAACUCUGUAAACAGCAGACGUUGCUAGAUAAUGCCCACAGCAUACAUGCAUUCAACAAUAGAAGAUGGUGUUUUCUGUAUGGUCCACACCAUGACUGUUGCUAUGCAACAGUGUGGUAAUCACGCCUCUACAACAAUAGAGGGGCUGUUUCUGCGUGUCCAUUCUGAGAAGUUGUCUUGAAGACAACUGAUGCUACAGCUCAAUUGAGUGAUGUGAGGUGAAGUAGCUGCUUUAUGAGUGAGAGAGUGCAGCUGUCAGUUUAAGUCAGCGUGUGAAGAGAAGGCUAGAAGGUUGGUGUGAAAUUGCUGCCAGCCUGGGACCCAGUUCAGUUGACAGUUAACAGGAGUCCUGUAUGGGACUUGAAGACAGAAGGACAGGAAUAACCAUCAUUAAUGUCUGUUACCAAGAAAUGGUUAAUGAAGACUGUAAGAGACUGAGAAGACACAGUGUGUCAUAUAGUGAUUUGUGAAGUGUAGUAGUGAGUUAUACUACAAGUGUGCAAUAAAUCAGGUCAUCAGUCAGAACCCAUCUCUAGUCACACACUAAUACACGUGACAGUAUCAUAGAGCAUGAUCCCACAGGCAUGUAGAAAUUGCCUAGUAACUGAAAUGGUAGUGUAAAAUACCAGCACUGUAAAACCCUGAAUGUAGCAGUAUUGCAGGGUUAUAUAACUAUGUUAUUCUUGAGAUUCAUGAAACUCCAGUUUCCUACAGUAUUAAAUCAGUUGUGAAGCUAAGUCUCUCAACCCUCAAUGUAUAGUGGAAUUUGGGUACAACUUUACCGCCUGGUAAACUAAAUGGCAUCUAAAACUAACUUAAUUUGCCUAAAUUCAAAAGAAAGAAUAAAUUGCUUGGUUUGUAUAGCAGCAGGCUACAGUCUGGAUGACCAAAUUUCAGUUCCUAGCAUGAGCAAUAGAUUCUUCUCUUCUG
Molecule: messenger RNA, 3312 nt
Organism: Cryptotermes secundus
Lineage: Eukaryota; Metazoa; Arthropoda; Insecta; Blattodea; Kalotermitidae
Product: zinc finger protein 239
Exons: 5
Coding region: 445-1701 (418 amino acids)
Biological process (GO): regulation of transcription by RNA polymerase II
Cellular component (GO): nucleus
Molecular function (GO): RNA polymerase II cis-regulatory region sequence-specific DNA binding; DNA-binding transcription activator activity, RNA polymerase II-specific
Source: RefSeq, a predicted model, not a curated record